AAUGAUGGAUAAUCAUAAACCCUAGUUCAAUUUCACCAGCCCCUCUUCAUAUCUUAUGCAUAAACCCUAAUCCAAUUUCUUCAACCGCAUAGACACUCUUCCUCUCUCGUUCAAUCUCCCUCGCUGCUCGCGAAGUCGGAAGCCAUACAAAAUUUCAGUGACUUCGUUUUCAUCGCUAGUUAUGGACGAAUUGAUCGCGUCUGCGAAAAAGGAGGUGUUAGUUGAAAUGGUGAAAUUGGCGCAAAAGAGAGGAAUGGCUGGGAGUAAAGGUCACUGGAAGGAGUUUCUGAAAGUUUAUGAUAAGAAGUUUGGGGCAAGCUUGAGUGACCCGUCCAGGAGGUCUGUUGAUUCAUUGGCUGCAUUUUUGAAAACAUUCACGCAAGAUGAUGAUCAGAAGUUUUUCAAGAAAGUAAUUCAAUGUCAUCGCAACCGUGAAGAUGUGGAGCAAUUUAAGAAAACAUCCCCUGAUAAUGAAACUGCUGAACAGAAGCUAGUCCGUUUGACUUUAGAGCAUCCUCAGUACCCUAUUGAUUAUUCCUUCCCUUCACAUGAGGAGGUACGUAUAUCAAAAUUUCUUCCUAAAAAGUCAAAAGCCCUGAAGUCUGUGGACAUGAUUGCCAUUGACUGUGAGAUGGUCCUCUGUGAAGAUGGCACUGAAGCUUUGGUGAAGGUGUGUGCUGUAGACCGCAAUUUACAGGUUAAACUUGAUGAAGUAGUAAACCCAGAUAAAGCAAUUGCAGAUUAUCGGACAGAGAUAACUGGAAUCUCAGCAAAAGAUUUAGAUGGAGUGACUCAUUCUUUGAAAGAUGUGCAGAAAUUGCUGAAGAAGUUAUUGUCCAAUGGUACCAUUUUAGUUGGUCACAGUCUCAAUAAUGAUCUUCAAGCAUUGAAGUUAGACCACACAAGAGUUGUUGACACAUCUUAUGUCUUCAAGUAUGCAAAUGGACCGACCAACAAGAAACCUUCUCUGAGUUUGUUGUGUAAGGCAAUGUUAGGUUAUGAGCUCCGGCAAAAGGGAAAUCCGCACAACUGUCUAGAUGAUGCAUGUGCUGCAAUGAAGCUUGUCUUAGCCAGAUUAGAGGGAAGAAUUGAUGAUGUUGUAACCGAGGAGGUGAAGGAGUUAGAUAUAGCAAAAUUGCUGGUGCAUAGGAUCCCCAUUACUCUUCAUAGCAAAGAUUUGAAUAGUAUUCUUCCUGGGGAAUUUACUGUUGAAGUUAAGGCGAAUAAAAAAGUUAGAGAUACAUAUUCGGCCUUUGCAAUAUUCAAAAAUAAGCAAGAAGCAAUUGAAGCGUUUGAGAAUCUCGAGGGUGACUUAGAAAAGGACUCGUGUGGUCGACCACAAAAGCUUGUCAAGUUUAUGCUUGAUUCAGGAACAUCUGGUACUUUGUGUGUUUGUAAGAUUGUACCGGAGUUUUCUGUUGGCCAGUUAGCAAAGAAGAGGUCAGUUGAAGAUGACAAUAACACUGCUGGUGUAUUGAAGAAGUUGAGAACAGACCAGACAUCAGGACAACUUGAGGACUCCAGUCACUGCAGGCAUCAGUGUGAGACACAUUUGCAAGAGAUUGAGAGAUUGAAGGGAGAACUAAGUAAAAGAGAUCAGGAAAUAUCAAACUUGAAUAAAAUAAUUGCUGCUCUUGCUCGGAAACAAGGACUCUGAGCAUUGGCAUGAAAAUGUCUGAGAGAGACAUGUUCAUUACCAGAGGAACAUUGUUUUUUAGCAAGAUGAGAUGGAAAUCUUUACACUCAAUGCGUGCUUUAUGAGGUCUGAAAGAGUGGCAUUAUAUUUAGAAGUCAAAGGAGAGUUUGUUACCUUUAAGGCUUUGUUCUAUGAGAAG
This is a messenger RNA of Sesamum indicum (sesame), 1835 nucleotides long. The record is from RefSeq and is a predicted model, not a curated record. NCBI's taxonomy places the organism in Eukaryota, Viridiplantae, Streptophyta, Magnoliopsida, Lamiales, Pedaliaceae.